Molecule: messenger RNA, 2644 nt
Organism: Labrus mixtus (cuckoo wrasse)
Lineage: Eukaryota; Metazoa; Chordata; Actinopteri; Labriformes; Labridae
Gene: ccdc85b
Product: coiled-coil domain containing 85B
Exons: 1
Coding region: 798-1400 (200 amino acids)
Biological process (GO): negative regulation of DNA-templated transcription
Cellular component (GO): nucleus
Source: RefSeq, a predicted model, not a curated record
AGCGGACUGAGCCGUGGAAGUGUGUGAGGCAGACAUUGUUGUGGUAACAGGACAGACCAAGAGGAUGACCGGAGAUGAUGCACUCAUUUUGAGCGGAUUGAGGACGAAUUAAUCAUUUGUGUGUUUUUUUUUAUGUACAUAGUUGUCGUCAUACAAACUAAACAACGCGGCUGCACUGUAGCCUACCGGCGCGUCAUCCUGUAGCCAGCGCUGCACGGAGUUCAUUCAGCCGAGGAAAGGGAAGCACAGCCUGAUGAGGCGAUGCCAGCGACGUAAAAAACACAACAUCUGCAGGGUGUGCAUCCGAGGCUGCCCGGAUCAAACCUCCUCGGAUCGACGAGGCCUUUGUACAAACAGCACAGGGAAACCCACAAGGCGACUGUUACCGUCAAAACGAGAGGAGGUAAAAUAAGGACAGAUGUGUUGUUUGAGGCCUUUGAACAACACAGCCUGCUGCUGAGGAGAUGACAGAUCGACAUUAACGGGGUUUGCGGUGCAGUUACAUUUACGACCUAGUUAAGACGUUCACUGCGAGAAAAAUCCGUGGAUUCAGCACAAAGAAUGAAUUAUUUCGCUACGUCUUGAAAGACAACAAUCUAAAUUGAGGUAUCACAUGUUUCUGCCAUGAUUUGUCCUCCGGUGCUGUCGUGAUUGCACACAUGACAUCUGGAGUACCCUACACUGGAUGUAGAUGAAGCCGAGGAUGUGAUGAAGGCUCUGCACUGAAAGAUCAAUCUACAUCUAAGCGCUUUCAUUUGAUUCUCAGGUAGCCCUUAGGUGUUUGAAUUUAACUGAAGAUGGGUAGCGAAGGUGAGGUCAUAAAUCGAGAACUGUCGAAGAUUUCAGAUGAAGAUUUGCUCGCGUGCUCCAAAGAGGAGCUGGUGAGCCGGCUGCGUAAAGAGGAAUCAGAUAAAAUAUCAGCUCUCAUCCAGCGAGGACGCCUGAUAAAAGAGGUGAAUAAACAGCUGCAGGGACACCUCCUCGAAAUCAGGGAACUCAAAGUCAUCAAUCAGCGCCUGCAGGAGGAGAACGUGGAGCUGCGGGACCUGUGCUGCUUCCUAGACGACGACCGGCUCAAAGUGAAGAAGCUGGCCCGGGAAUGGCAGCUGUUCGGGCAUCACGCCGCCAAAGUGAUGCGGGAGGACCUGGGCGGAUACUUGAAAAAGCUCGCCGACCUGGAGCGCAUGCAGGACGGGCUGGUGAAGGAGAACCUGGACCUGAAGGAGCUGUGCCUGGUCCUGGAGGAGGAGUGUGUGAGCCGGAGUGACUCCAGCCCCGGGGGAUCCACCGAGCUCAACCUGCCCUGCAUGGUGGCCCGGGACCUGGGGGAUGGGAGCUCCAGCACGGGCAGCGUGGGAAGCCCUGACCAGCUCCACCUGGUGUGCUCACCUGAUGACUGAUGGCAGGUUUAUGUCUGCAAUCAAGGCUUCUCUGACUCGAAAGAUAAACCUCUAGAGUAGAAUUGAAAGUGAUGGAUAAACAGAAGCUUUGUCAGACUAUAAUAAAUGGUGCAAAAGCAUAAGGGCCUUCUGAAUGCUGCAAAGAUGUGUGUGCCACCAGGUUUUCCCGUGACAAAGAUUCUACCACUACUGACAUUUUCAGGACUUUACAAAGACAUUUCAUAGAUGUUUGCAAGAUUAUAAUGUAUCUACAUUUUACAGUGUUUUUUCUAUAGACUUCUGUUUUUUGGGAAUUAUCCUUUUUCAUUAGUCUGAUGUUAAAAAAAUAGGGCCAAAAAAGUGGGUCACAUAUAUAAAUUUAUCUCAUGCACUGGACUAGCCUACACUGGCAGACGCCUUUUUUCUAUUGCACUGGACAGCGUAAUCAUGGAUCUUUAAAAUUGCAGAUCUAAAGAUCCAUUUCAAUCCAGUUUUGAGCCAUAUUUAAUCCACUCAAAUCUUACAGCACUAAAAAAGUUGAGAAAAAAAGAAAGAAAAAAUCGAGACUAUUUGAUAUUUUGCAUUUGCUAGAUGCCCAAGAAGGUGUAAUAUUUAAUGCACUCUCUUCCUCAGGACAGGAUUGGAGUUGCCAUAUGUGCAUGAUGAUUGUCACUCUUUGUACAGGCGUGUUUAGCAGUCUGAUGUGAGGCCCUUCAGGUUCACUGUGGGAGGGGCUGCUGGUGCAUAAUGCACAUGUGCUACAGCCGGGGCAGAGCCAGCACACUCGUGAAGGUUUUGGAUCAGGCGGGAAUAAAAGAUGUCCUCGGACCUCACUCAGAGCUGAACUGUGCUGUGACUUUUUUUUAAAAUCCAACUGGAAACUCUUUUUAUUAAACUGGAAGGUCUACGAGUUUGAAUGAUUUCUAUUCUAUUCAAACGGAGCUGUUUAAAUUCACUAGUAUUGUGUUUUUUAUGACUUUGUUGUUAAAUUAGCACAUCACAGUUUGUUUCAAGCUGGCGAUGGUCAGCUUUGUCUUCUGUAACUCAUGCUUUGUAUUUACCUUGUAACAUUAUUGGGAUAAUCUUGACUUCAACCCUACCUUUUCUUGAUUUGUCUGUAUUAACUAGCAUUACUAACAAUUUCAGUUUAAGUCAUAGAUGAUCCACAUGCAUUAGUAAAGAUUUAUUUUGUCUUAGCUGUUUAUUGGUGGAUUAUGCUCGUAGUGCAUUGAAGAGCUUUAAAUACAGUGGGUAUGAUGAUACUA